AUGAUGAUGACAACGGCAACGACCGCGGUGCCGGGCGGAGCUGCAACGGGGGGCGGUCCUGCUCACGUGGUGCAAUCAGGAGGCAGGUUCGAUUUCGAUGACGGUGGCACUUACAUCGGCGGCUGGGAAGAUGGCAAGGCCCACGGCUUCGGUAUCUGUACCGGACCCAAGGGCCAGGGCCAGUACUCGGGCAGCUGGAACUACGGGUUUGAGGUUUGCGGGGUGUACGUUUGGCCGAGCGGAUCAUGCUACGAAGGCUCGUGGCAAAACGGGAAACGCCACGGUCUCGGAGCAGAAACGCAAGGUAAAUGGAUCUACCGAGGCGAGUGGACACAAGGAUGCAAAGGCCGUUACGGAGUCCGACAAUCGUUAACAUCGGGUGCGAAGUACGAAGGUACUUGGGCCAAUGGACUUCAGGAUGGCUACGGAUCCGAAACUUAUGCCGACGGAGGAACAUAUCAAGGGCAAUGGUUGCGUGGCUAUCGACACGGAUACGGCGUCAGGUCGUCAGCACCUUUCGGUCUCGCGGUGCACGGACGAGGACCCAGUCACCAUACGCAAGUGAAUUUGGGGUCAUCGGUGAGCUCCCUGCAACAAGCGGUGGGGUCCAGCGACGACCCGGCAACCGGGAGAGACCGAAAAAUGAACGACUGUCGAGGAGGCUUCGUGUUGAAGUCGCGAUCGGACGACAUGCCUUCACAUCAGAGACGAAGAUCUCUCGUCGAAAGAUCCGCCGACGUCAAACGCUCGAUCAUGCAAGGUUUCCGCAUCAAAAAGCAAUAUAGCACUGGGGAUAUCGACAAGCGGGGCAUCUCUUCGCUGCGAGGAUCCCGCUCUAACUUGAGCUCUGCGUCAUCGGAGUCGGGUCACUCAGCGUUCACAUACUCGCACAGCGCGGGCGGCCAAGGCCACCACACAGAUUCGAACGCCUCUUUUGUUUCCCAAGACGAAGAUAUAACCGAUUCCAACGUCAUCGAGACCUAUAUGGGCGAAUGGAAGAACGACAAACGAUCCGGUUACGGUAUCGCGGAGCGGUCUGACGGGCUGAAGUACGAGGGUGAAUGGUACAACAACAAAAAGUACGGUUACGGAGUCACGACGUUCAAAGACGGCAGCAGAGAAGAGGGAAAAUACAAGAACAAUGUGCUCGUCACAUCGGGAAAGAAGAAACAUCUCUUCCUACUGAGGAGUGCGAAGUUCAGAGAACGCAUCGAACAAGCCGUGAACGCGGCUAUUCGGGCGUCUCAAAUCGCACUUCAAAAGGCCGAUAUCGCCAUUUCCAGAACGGCCACGGCUCGUGACCGCGCGGAGCAAGGUGACAUCGCGUCGCUUGAGGCUCGGAAAAAUGCGGAUUUGGCGAAAAGUGUUGCCGUGCAAUUCGCCCCUGAGCUGUUCAACAGUUCAACUCUCUCGCCCUGGACGAGCUCCACGACACCGAAUACCGCCGGUCCUCCGAAUCAGCAUCUAAGUCCGGUGGGAGCGGAAAACGCCAUCGUGGCCGCUGGCGCGUUCGGUGCCGCGACGAUAGGCGUACCCUCAUCACACCUCAACACCUCGAUAGCUCAACACCAACAAAUCGGGGAACUGUCCAACCAUCUCGAGCUGGCAGUUCCCACACGGGCGUAUCCUCCUGGCUUGAAUCCGGCGGUGGGCUCGACCUCUGCGGGUCCGCAAAUGGUCGGAGCGGCCAGUCUGGGAGCGCAAACGAGUCUCCAGCAUCCCCAUCAGCUACAGGGUGCGGCGGCGGCGGACUCCAUGAGGACGCUCAAUCAGUUGCCUCAAGCUCUGCAGAAUCCUGGUACUCCUCUGUCACCACCGAGGAGGCCGUCACUGUACGGAGCAACUCACUCAAGCCAGCAAAUUCCUCAACACCAACUGGCGUCACACCCGUCUCUAGCCCAACAAGCGACAAUACCACCCCAACAGCUAACACAAUCUCAACCACAGCAACCAUUCCUCCCGAGUCAGAUGCAACAAUUGGAGGAUCGGUUGACGUCGACGAGCCAGCCGUCGGGAGCCCAGUCGAUGAGCCUCCAAGCCUCCCAGACUCCCAAUCUCCACCAACGAGCUCAACAACCCUACCUCAUAGAUAACUCUCUCCAUUUAUCCGGAAUGGUAUCGCAGAAUUUUCUUGCCUCGGAUUCCCAGAUGAAUGCCGAUCGGCGAGGACGCAGUCAAACCCGCGGCGGGGCCAGAGGCGUCGAGCCCGGAGCUGCUCUGAACGACCAUUUCGACCAUUACCGUCGACCGGAGAGUCGACCUCCGUCCAGAUCUCUAUCAAGACACGUGUUCCGUAGGCAAUCUUCGACGACGAAGGAGCCCCAAGAGACGCUGAGUUCAAUCUACGGAGUCAGGGGAGCUGAUGAAUCCGCUGCCGACGCCCUAUCGCAGAGACUCGGCGAACGUUUUCAGCAACAACCGAGCACGAGCGAAGAGCCUUCGGGUCUGGGCAGGACGGCGUCGUUGUAUAUUGGAGGCGGGGGAGCGGGAGGACCUCGGAAGCGACCUACUGCCGUCGUAGAAGCGGCUUCGGGAACGAGCCUUUCCCGUAAAAAAUCUUUACCUGACAUUGCGGGCAAGCAGGCAGUGAAAGAGCCCCUCAUGUCACGCGAAGAAGUCUCGGUGCUCAGCCACAAUCGGCGCGUGGAAGUGCGGAGGAUGCAGGAGAUGGCCGAAAUGUACCGAGCCAACCCAUUUCUCUACUUCACCAAUCCGGAGGUCAAGGAUUGGUUUUCCCGUCAGCAGUUUGUGAUGUUAGUUAUUUUUAUUAAUUUAUCGUUGGCCAUCGCCUUCUUCCAACUGCUCACGUGA
Molecule: messenger RNA, 2811 nt
Organism: Galendromus occidentalis (western predatory mite)
Lineage: Eukaryota; Metazoa; Arthropoda; Arachnida; Mesostigmata; Phytoseiidae
Gene: jp
Product: junctophilin
Exons: 13
Coding region: 1-2811 (936 amino acids)
Cellular component (GO): endoplasmic reticulum membrane; junctional membrane complex; plasma membrane
Source: RefSeq, a predicted model, not a curated record